This is a messenger RNA of Brenthis ino (lesser marbled fritillary), 318 nucleotides long. The record is from the annotation of a GenBank genome assembly. NCBI's taxonomy places the organism in Eukaryota, Metazoa, Arthropoda, Insecta, Lepidoptera, Nymphalidae.
AUGCGAACUAUCAGUUAUCUCAUCGUCCUCAUCGCGGCCGUUAUGGCUAGCAAUAGUAAACCACAGUACGAUUUAAGCAAUGCUGCCACUUUGUUUGAAAAUUUCAUAAAGGACUACGAUCGGCAUUACAAAGAUGAAGCAGAUAAGCAGGCUCACUAUGAAGCGUUCGUGGAAUCACUGAGAGUUAUCAAUAAAGCCAACAAAGAACAAUCUUCGGCCACGUUUGAUAUAAACAACUUAGCCGAUUAUACGCCGGAAGAAAGGAAACAUUUGUUUGGUUAUAUGCCAAUUACAGAAGUAAAUUCCAGAAGAGAAGAU